Messenger RNA from Arachis stenosperma, 1305 nucleotides. RefSeq lists its product as uncharacterized. NCBI's taxonomy places the organism in Eukaryota, Viridiplantae, Streptophyta, Magnoliopsida, Fabales, Fabaceae. The coding region runs from base 1 to 1305 and encodes 434 amino acids. The record is from RefSeq and is a predicted model, not a curated record. The transcript has a single exon.
AUGGAAGAGAACUACCAUUUCUCUUCUUCUUCUGCAUUGCACUUUAAAAGAUAUUUACUUUCUCUGCUCUUCUCUCUCCCCACUUCACUAUAUGCUCUCCUCCUCCUCUUUCUCUUGACCUACAAUGGUUUCACAGUGUUCUGGAUUCAUGUCCCUCUCUCUCUUCUUUCCCCUCCAACACACCACACCAAAUGGCCUCCUGCUUCUUCUGUGUCCCUUGCGGUAAAAGAAGAAACUUUACCACCCAUUAACAAGACCCAUUUGGCGCUUCUCCCUCAAAACACAAACUUUCCUCCUUUUCCCAUCACUGAAAAGCAGCAUAGAAGGCGUACAAGAGUGAAAAGGCACCACAAGCGUGGCCUCAGAAGCCUACUUCUAGAAGAGCCUCAAUUCCCAUUGUUUCGGUCCAGAAUCAAGGCCUUCUUUUAUGGCAAUUCCUCUUCUUCUGGUUCUUGCAAGUUCAGGUUCUUCAUGACUUGGAUUUCACCAUUGAAGGCAUUUGGUGUAAGAGAAUUGCUUUCUGUGGAGAGCUUGUUCAAGUCUCACCGUGAAGCUUGUUUGGUCAUAGUUUCAAAGUCAAUGGAUUCUGACACAGGAACUCAGAUUCUGAAUCCUUUUGUGGAAAAUGGAUUCAGGGUCACUGCCAUUGCACCUGAUUUCAAAUACAUAUUCAAGGGAACUCAUGCUGAAUCAUGGUUUCAAAAGUUAAAGGAAGGGAAUGUGAACCCUGGUGAAGUUUCCUUGGGACAAAACCUCUCCAAUUUGCUUAGGCUUGCAUUGUUGUACAAGUUUGGAGGUGCAUACAUUGAUGCUGAUGUAGUGGUCUUGAAGAGCUUCUCCAAAUUAAGGAACACAAUUGGAGCUCAGAAUCUUGAUCCAAGAACUGGUGAAUGGAGUCGUUUGAACAAUGCAGUGUUGGUAUUUGACAAGAAGCACCCUUUGCUUUUCAAGUUCAUUCAAGAAUUUGCACUCACUUUUGAUGGGAAUAAAUGGGGUCAUAAUGGUCCUUAUUUGAUUUCAAGGGUGGUUUCUAGGGUGAGAAGGAACCAGCAAGAAAGGUUUGAGAAUUUCACUGUUCUGCCACCAUCUGCAUUUUAUCCUGUGGAUUGGAGAGGGAUUAGCAGUUUGUUUUUGAGGCCAAGAGAUGAGAUUCAUGGAACAUGGUUGGAGAAGAAGAAGGAGCAAAUUAGCAAAGAGAGUUUUGCUGUGCACCUAUGGAAUAGGCAUAGUAAGAAGCUUAAGGUUGUAAAGGGAAGCAUUGUUGAUAGUAUCAUAUCAAGUUGUUGCAUCUUCUGCAACAUUUAA